Molecule: messenger RNA, 2375 nt
Organism: Electrophorus electricus (electric eel)
Lineage: Eukaryota; Metazoa; Chordata; Actinopteri; Gymnotiformes; Gymnotidae
Gene: pnp6
Product: purine nucleoside phosphorylase 6
Biological process (GO): nucleoside metabolic process
Cellular component (GO): cytoplasm
Molecular function (GO): purine-nucleoside phosphorylase activity
Source: RefSeq, a predicted model, not a curated record
AGUGAGUCUUUUCAAAGAAUUUAUGAGUUCAACAGCUCCUCCUCUGUUUCGCCACUCGUCGAGCAGGAAUAUCGCGUAUAUAUGCGUUGUCUGGUUAUUAGUAAUGUAUGUAGCGAAUGAGCUUGCGCUACGUAGAGCCUAAAUCUUAAGGCUUUUCUGUAACUAACAAUUUCCCCCAUUCUGUCGAUUGACAGCCGUUGCGGACAUGUCAGCAUCCAGCAGGUACAGCUAUAAUUAUGAAGAUUACAGACACACAGCCGACUGGCUGUUGGGUCAGACAGAUAUCCGACCCAAAGUGGCCAUCAUCUGUGGCUCAGGCCUAGGAGGACUGGCCGACUUGCUGGACAAAAAGACUGUGAUUCCUUAUGAAGACAUCCCAAAUUUCCCUAAAAGUACAGUGGAAGGGCAUGCAGGUCAUCUGGUCUUUGGGGAGCUGAAAGGAAAGCAGUGUGUCUGUAUGCAAGGCCGGUUUCACUGCUAUGAGGGUUAUAACACUGCCAUAGUAACAUACCCAGUGCGUGUGUUCUUCCUCCUCGGAGUGAAGACUCUGAUUGUAACAAAUGCUGCUGGGGGUAUAAACCCCGAUUUUAAGGUGGGAGACAUCAUGCUGAUCAAGGACCACAUCAACUUUCCUGGAUUUGGAGGCCAAAAUCCUCUCUGUGGUCAGAAUGACGAGAGGUUUGGCGUGCGUUUUCCUUGCAUGUCAGAUGCAUAUGAUAAAGACUUGGCGCAGCUGACCAUACAGACAGCCGACAAGCAGGGCUGUGCCUCCUUCUUUCAGCAUGGAGUCUACUGCAUGCUGACUGGACCCACCUACGAGACUGUAGCUGAAUGUAAAAUGCUUCAGUUACUGGGGGCCGAUGCUGUGGGGAUGAGCACGGUGCCCGAGGUGGUGGUUGCCCGACACUGCGGCCUGCGGGUCCUUGGCCUCUCCCUCAUCACCAACAUGGUAGUGGCUGACUACGACAGUGAGAGGCGUGCCAUGCACGAGGAGGUACUGGACACCACCUGCAAGCGCACCAAAGACCUCCAGCGCUUGGUCAGCCAUCUGGUGGAAAAGAUGUAGAGCUCUCUGUGCCCGAGCAACAGCAACCAGAUGUAGCUGAAAGAGUAUUUCACAGAAUGUAAGGGUUGAACACUGCAAGGAAAUAUUGCACUGACGACAGAUUAAUAGACAAUACUGCACUGGAAAGUGCUAUGGUAAUCUUUUGUUUACAGUACCAGCUGGCAUUGAUUUGUGUCUGCACCAGCUGGCACUGAUUUAACUUUCUGAAUUGAUUCCACUAAAAUUAUGAUUAUGUAAGCACUGUGUUUGAAAAACAACUACGUUUAGGUCACUUAUUUUUGCUGAUAAACACUACUCUCUCUGAUAUUGACAGUUUUCCAGUGGCUCUGCACAAUGAAAUGACCAGCUUUAAGUUACCAUCUGUUAAAGACCAAUGUGUGUUAUGGAAAUCAGUUUAAUAAUUUGGUUGCAUGCAUAGUGUGCAGACAUACGAUCAACAAAACAGAACAACAAAGGAUUCAUUUUAUUCAGAUUACUCUGUACUAUAGACACCGUGUCAAACUGUGUCUUUAGAACUACAGUAAGCCAUGUACAGCACCGUACACAUGUCUUUAAUUAUUUUAUGUACGGAUACACUACCUCCUUAUUCUCUUGCCUUAGAACAAGUACUCAACCAAGGGGACCUCUUUUUGGUACACCUUUAAUGCUGAAGUGAAACACAUAGUUAUACCAAUAAUAUAAUUAUUCAUUAACCAUGAAAUCAAACUCAUUGAAGUAGUUAUCUCCAAUAAAUGUAAAAUCACCUGUACUGUACAUUAUAUCCUAAAGGAUGUGAUAUCAUGUGAAUGCUUCUGGGAACAGUACAGUAGAGAAAACUGGAUCACAAAUUACUACAUGACCAUAAAUUAUAAUAAUAUCCUACCUUACUGUAUUCCGUUCUCAAGAUUUACAAAGUAAUCUAUGGAUGAACUACUUUCAGGCACUAAUGUUUGGCAUUUUAGAAGUAUGUAUAUGUGAAAUUAUGAAUUACCAAUAGUCAAGAACACUGGGGAAUGGGGGAGAUAAGAAUCUAAAAGUGCACAUAUGUUGAUAGAUCAAGCCAGACUUAUUCAAUGCCACUAUAAACAAUUAAAAUUAUUGUACAAUUCAGUAUUUGGGUUGUUAACACUGAAAGGGCAGUUUGACGUUUUCACUAGAAAAUGCUGAUGAUAGUGAGCAAGUAGUUUGCUUAUUUGUCUAAAAAAAAUUUUUAAAUGCACAACACAGAAAGUUAUGUAUUUUGGUAAUUAAUUGAAGAAUAUUGUGUCUUGUGCAAAUGAGUACUGCAAGGUAAACAUUACCUUGAAAUAAAUAAAUAUAGUAUAAUAUA